UGUUUAUUGGUAUAUUCGGUUAAAAAAUUUCGGACAAAAUAUUUUAUUUGUGUAAAGCUUUCAACCAGACCUGUCAGUUGUAAAGGGUGUUAUGGUUAUCCUUCUGUGAUUGUAUGUCAAUAUUGAGUGUACUGUCUACCACCCCAGUUAUUCUGAAAGAAUACCACUUACAUAGCUCAUGUUUAUAAUGUUAUUUUAUCUACCGACAAUAAAUAAAUAUUGACUUGACAGUGCAGGUCAGAGAGAUGGCCUUUUUGAACCAGGCUAGUUCAAUUGACCCAUAUUAGACAUGUGUACAAAGGCCUAAUGAACCAUAAAUCAUGUUAUGCACGUUUUUCUGGUUUAAGAAGAAGACUAACAAUCAUUUUGUGGAUAUUCGCAUCAUGUUAUGGACAAUUUAUGAUUUAUUGGACUUUUACUUAUGCAAUGCCAGGGCUGCAGAUAAGUUUUUUGGCCUAUGAGUAUUUACUCAUUUUAAUUUUGAUGAAUGAGUAAAAUGGUAAAAUCUGAAAUUUACUAGGAGUAAUUUUACUCCUGAAAAUUUGUAAAUGUAAGAAAAACGGCAUGUUCUAAUCUCUGGCCUGGCCUCAUGAGCCCAAUUUUCGAUCUCACCAAGCCGGGCCAGCCCAGGCCAGGCCAGAUUUUAUCAAUCUCUAGAAAAUUGAUAAACUAAAUUUAAUUUGUCUAUACAGAAAUCUAAGCAUAUGAUUUCUCACAGCAGCAUUCAUCCGCCUGUAGCUGUUUUGUUUGCAUAAUUUGUUAAUGGCUGCAGGUCAAACUGAAUGAGAUACCAAGUCUCAGGAGAAUCAUUAACUAAUUGCCAAUCAUCUAAUUCCUGACUCAACUGUGGUUUCCCCUGAAAAAAAGUUUUAACCAUUUUUUGUUGUAAAAAAAUAUCAAGAAUGUUCAAUUUGGUUUUAAAACUUACUAGACUGUUUUGUAGUAAAUAGAAUAUCUGUUAGUGAUGAUCUGUAACUAUAUAAAUCAGUUGAGACACUGUGAGUAAAGCAUGAACGUGGUGAUAGAAUAAGAUGGCACCUGUCCAUUCUACAGAUAAAUGGCAAUUGUUUGACCACUAUACUGCCUGCGAAUCCUUUAGAGGAUUCACCUUGUUUGAAAUAUUUUAGUCACCACCCCAUCAUUCAGCUUUAAUGGGGUGUCUGAACUGUCAGUUUAACAGUUCUUUAGUUUAAAACAACAGAUCACUUAAUACUUCUAUUGUUAUAUAUAUUUUCAACACAAGAUGUCAGUAAGUAAAUGGGACACCCUUCUGUUCUGAGAGGCCGCCGCUGAGGCGGUUCUGAGAUGGUCAGUUUUAUCAAGGAUUGAACCCGGUCUCAUUCUAGUGUCAACUUUUGAUCUGAAAACAUGUCAAAGAAAUUGUUUCUGCAGCGCACUUACGCUGACAUUGUUAAAAAGGAUUACCGUGAACAAGAGUUUGACUCUGUAUAUGAAGAGUAGUGCUUUAGGGUAUAGAGGAUAGCUAACUAAUUUUUCCUGCAUUCUAAUUCAAAGAAACAGAAUUUAGUAGUUAUUUUUCUGUAUAUCAGACAGAAAACAACUAUUCUUUUCAAAACAUUCAGCAUUUAAAAUAAAUACGUGUGAUUUUCCCCUCCAUGCUAUUGUUUACAUACGUGCUGGUUUAGGGUGUACAGGAUAGCUUUGGUCAUUUUUUCCAUUAUUAGUUUAAAAUCCACAUCUAAACAAACUUCCCAAGAUUUUUUUACUAUAAAUCAGAAUAAUAAUGUAUUCUCUUUUCAAAAACAUUCAGCUUUUUAAAUUUCUAUGAAAUACUUUUCAUUAAUUGAUGUUUUUUACAUACACACUCAUUUAGUCAGUAAAGGAUAGCCUUGAUUUUUAUUUCAUCACAUAUGAAAAAUAAUACAAGAAGCAAACAUUUAAAAUGUAUGUCAGAAUGUCUGUCUGCAUGCCAGUAUAAGAAUGAUAUGAAAAUUUAUACAAUAAUUCAAGUCUAAAUGCAAAAUUUAUCAACCUAUCCCCUAUACCCUAAAAUCCGCUAUACCCUAAAGCACUGUACGCGUCCGUUUGUGACGAGUUUGAGUCUAUUUGUGAUGGGGUCGAUUUGAGCAUUGAUGAUUCGGAUGAUUUAAGUUUAGAAGGUGAACCAGGAAUUAGCUUGAUAACUCCUAAAAUGAGAUGCUUUCCAUACACUGACCUGAACAAAAAAGGCCGCGAGUGUAAUCUAGCCAACAGACAAAGUAGGAAGAGACCAAAGCCACGUAAGGUUGAAAAAGAACCCACAAGGAAGGUGAUUGUCAUCAGCAGUGGUAGCGAAGAGGAAUUGGAGUUACCAAACAUUACUCCGAAGAGCAGCAGGAUGAGAAGUUCACAGAGUGAAACAACUGACGACAUUGUUACUAUCCAGCAAAGUCCUGUAAAAGGAGAGCAAAUUGAUAACAUUGAACAUCAUAUGGGUGAUUCAAGUCUGCCAAUAUUCAAGAAUGGGUUCAAUAAAGGCUUAGAAACAAGAUCGGUCAUCAAUACAGUCCUGUCAUCGGAACGUGACUCACAACAAUUUGGUCAUGAAAGAGAUAUUUUGUGCGAUGGCCAUGGUACAUGGACACAAACCUCAACUAAAAUAAAGUUCUUCAAAAGGACAGGUUCCAAAUAUGAAGGUUCAACUGAAUCGUCUUAUGGAAAAGCAUGCUUUAUUAAGACAAGAAGGAUGUCAUUUAGACACUCAUCAUCUCCUGACUUCCAUAGAAUUGUUUUAUACAUUUGGGUACAUAAUGGUGUUAAUGACGCCGUACAUAACAUCGCUCUUGUGCAAUAUUUCUUUGAAGGUUGCAUUCAUCCAGUUACCGUUCCUCCGCAUGGCAAUUCAAAGAAAGGACAACCAUUUCACAGAACAUCAGAGUCAACUAAACAGGCAAUAAAAAAUAAGAUCAAAAAAGAAAGAUAUGUUUCUCCCAAGAACACAGUUCAUGAUAUUUUAAACAGAAAAGGUGGUAUGGAAAAUUUGCAAUCACCAGGGCCUAGAAAUAGAAAACAAAUCUCAAAUUUUAGCUAUUCAGACAAAUCUUCUAAUCCAGUUUUAGAACUUAUGGAACAUUGCAAAAUGCAGUCAUUUACACCUACUUCGGUUUUUGUUCGUGAAGUAACAACAUUACCAGAACUUUCAGUUUUCCUUGCGAGCGAUCAGCAAUUACGUGAUAUAAAAUUGUUUUGCACAAAUCCUAAAGAAUUUUCGGUGUUAGGGGUUGAUGCAACAUUUAAUGUUGGCGAGUACUACUUGACCCUUACAACUUACAGAAACUUGAUGUUAUCCAAUAAUAAAGCCUUAAGGGUGUAAUCCUGUUUUCUUAGGUCCAGCUCUUAUUCACCAGCGGAGAUUAUUUGACAGUUACUUUCAUCUGCCAUCUUGCAUGCUUAAGUACUGCCCAGAAUUAAAAAAUCUACUUGUGUAUGGUAGUGAUGGUGAGAAAAAUAUAACUGACUCUUUUGACACAUGUUUUGUUCGUAUUAAGCACCUGCUGUGUGAUAUCCACUUGAAAGACAACAUAAAAAGUAAAUUACAGAAUCUUGAUAUCAAUUCAGAUAUUUCAAAACAGUACUUGGAAGAUAUAUUUGGUAAGCAAAUUGGCAAUAUUAAACAUCCUGGACUGGUUGAUUCCCUAAGCUCUGAAUUGUUUGACAAAAAACUAAAGGAAUUAAAAGACAGCUGGAUAGAUAGAGAUCCAAAUGGUGAUGAGUUUUUACCUACUUUUUAACCUACAAAAGCGAAAUUAUAAAAACUUCAAUGACAGCCGAGAUAAGAUCAAUGGCAGGAUUAGGUUUUCCACCCAAAAUGUACAACCAAAAUGCUAAUGAAUGCAUUAAUAGUGUUAUAAAAAGAGGGUUGAAAUGGAGAAGAUUAAACCCAAUGGAAGUUGUUCAACAUUUGGAGCAUAUAGUGAAAAGACAAUAUGAAGAAGUGAAACUGUCAAUUUUGGGCAGAGGAGAAUACAGAAUUUUGGAUAAAUAUACCGAACAUCAUGUAAACGAAGUCGGGUAUUAUCAAAUGACUAAGUCACAAAAGGAAAAUAUAGAAAAGCGUUUUUUUUCUGCCAAGGUCAAGGAUGUAAAAGAAAGUGUAAUUCUGGAUGUAAAUGACAAAAAUUCAAUUAGUCUCUCCAUAUCACCGGAAAAAAGUAAAAUUGUUACUGUACCUUCUCAAAUUGUGAAGGAGAUGUUUCACAAGGCAGCAAAUUUAAAACAGAAUGUGAACGAAAUAGUGAAAACUCCAAUCCCAAAUUCGACAAUAUAUUAUGUAUCAAGUGUAUCAAACUCUCAGUGUCCUCAUGCUGUCAAUAUUAAAGGUUCAGGUCAAAUUGAAUGUGACCAUAACUGUAUGCGGUUUUCAACUUUCAAAAUAUGUUCACACACACUAGCAGUUGCAGAUAAAUUAAACAAACUACAAACAUUUCUGGACUGGUUUAAUUGAAAACAGUUUGUGCCAAAUAUUAGUGCAUUGGCAAAUUCUAACCUACCAUCUAAUAGAGGUAAGAAGGCGACCAAAGCCACACAAAAGCGAAAAGGAGGAGACCCGAAUAAACGUUGUCCCGAACUUCUAGAAUUUACAACAGAAACUUUAAACACGCAUAGCCCGGGCUCCUACAGUGCUCUGAAAAAAGCUUCUUGUAGUGCAACUAUAAAUGAUGCAUAUGAAUUGACAUUCAUUCAUGGAGUGAUUAAAAAGUGUUACGGUUGCGACAAACAGUUUACCCAAGCACAACGGCAAUUACCAUAUGACUUAAUUAUUAAACAUCUAGAAAUUCCGCCACGUUAUGACAAAGAGAACAAAACUUGCUAUGCAUCAAAAUUAAAAUCAAAUGCAUAUUACCAUUUAAACAUUGAAUGCGUGAGAAGAAUUCACAGCGAUUUUGAAUCAUCUAUGUUGACUAUUCCUGCUCCGGUACAGAUAGGACUAUCCGGCGAACACAGAGAUGUGCUCGACACUGCUGGUUUUUUAUCACAGUAACUUCCAUCCGGUGAUGCGCUUGUGCAGAAGUAACUGUUUAUUCAUAAAUAUAUGAUAUAUGGUUAUAUCAUACUACAUGCAUACUGUUACAUGCACAUGUAAAGUAUUCUAUAAGCAUUUCCAUUGCCAUUCACUUGAUGUUUAAAAGUUUUAGCAUAUUCGGUUAACAGCAAUCUUUAUUUAAAAACAAACAGUUGGUUUAAACAAUAUUUAUUUUCCAAAUAUGUAUAAUACAAUCAUAGAUGAAUGAGUAGGUGAUUAAUACAAACAGUUAACAUUGAUUUAUUUCCAUUCAAUAUAUAUUACUUCAUGUGCAUAUUAUCUUAUGAUUCAUGCUUUGUAAGUCUUUACACACAUCAAAGUGAGUAAAUAACAGAAAAUCUAAAAAAGGUGGCAGAAAGGUGCUUUUCCCUUCUGAGAAAAUAUAUUGCAAUUUACAUUUUCAAGAUAAAAGAGUAUUAUGUCAUGGCAUUUAUAACUAACAGAAAACAUCUAUGUCCUUUAUGGUGGCAUGUCAAAUUAGAAUUCAGGAAGCAUUUAUCUGCCCAAUAGCUAUCAGUGAUUGUUUAAUCUUAACAGUUAUGGUUUGUCUGAUUUGUUUCUUACAAAAUUAAUACAAGAAGAAAAUAUUUUAAAUUUAUUUCUUUUUUAAACUGUGUGAUUAAUAUUCUAUUUUGAUCUAGAAAGAAGUUACACCUGCAUUACUUCUAAAUGUAUUGAAGUGGUAAAUUUAUCCAUAAUUUUUAUAAGGUAUUGAAGAGAAUAUCUAAUAUCUGUUUAUAUGUAAAGUAGCAUUAUUUUCAUUUUUAAAAUAUGAGCAUGCACAAAUAUAUAUUAUUAUGUAAAUUGUUUCAAUUAGAGCAUGAAAUAAAAUAUUUGCUAAUGUU
Mercenaria mercenaria is the source of this 5868-nucleotide messenger RNA. RefSeq lists its product as uncharacterized. Bases 2153 to 3313 code for a protein of 386 amino acids. The transcript is spliced from 2 exons. The record is from RefSeq and is a predicted model, not a curated record. NCBI's taxonomy places the organism in Eukaryota, Metazoa, Mollusca, Bivalvia, Venerida, Veneridae.